AGAUUCAUACGUUCAGCACAUCACUGGACCACUGUACACAAGCUGAUCAAAUUUUGUCUUCGGCAGAAUGAAGAUCGCAAUUUGCGUACUGUUUGCCAUCUGUAGCGCUGUAAGCGGAUCUGGAGGAUACGGAGGUUAUGGAGGAUACGGAGGUUAUGGAGGAUAUGGUGGUUAUGGAGGAUAUGGUGGUUAUGGUGGUUAUGGAGGUUAUGGAGGUUAUGGUGGUUAUGGAGGUUAUGGUGGUUAUGGAGGUUAUGGUGGUUAUGGAGGUUAUGGAUAUGGAAAGGGCAAAGGAUAUUAAAAACAGACUCUCACCAAAAACGGAAAACGAAUGAUAUUGUUUCUUAAUAUUCUGAUAUAAAAUAUAAUCGUUGCAUUCAA
This is a messenger RNA of Mytilus californianus (California mussel), 381 nucleotides long. Its product is annotated as keratin-associated protein 19-2-like. The coding region runs from base 68 to 301 and encodes 77 amino acids. The record is from RefSeq and is a predicted model, not a curated record. The transcript has 5 exons. Lineage: Eukaryota; Metazoa; Mollusca; Bivalvia; Mytilida; Mytilidae.